CACCCUGUAGUGGUGUACGUCGUGGUGUUAUGAUGCCGCAUCGCUUCCAAUACGACGCCGAUUCGGUCGCCGCCGCUGUAGUCGUAGUGUCGCGUCUAGUGCUACUGCGUGGGUGCCUCAUCUCCAACUGCUGCACCGAUUUUCAUUCAGUGAAAUCCGCCGUCGUACACCGCAGAUCCUAAGGUUGCUCACAAGCAAAUAUACUGGUACUCAAUUCGAUAGUACUACUAAUCAGUGUGUGUUAGGUGGUCCAUUGGCGGAGUGACAGUGUCUGUAUAACAGGGAUUACUGACUGAGGUGCGAACAAGUGCGGAUUUACUACUUGCCUGUGGACCUAUAUUGGAGAUUAUUCGGAAAAUUAAUGUGAGUACUUCAUAAUCCUGAAAUCACGCAUUUUGCCAGAUGUUCCAUGGAGCUGGAGAUGAGGAGGGACCAGGGUGGAGUACCCCUUACGGGGCGCUUUUGGUGAGCGCCCCCGUUUGCGCGGCCGCCACAUGGCCGCAUCGCCCCCCCAUGGCAAUGGAGGGCAGCCGCAACCGCAGCCGAGACACGCCUACUCGAUCACCGCCCAUCCAGAAGCGCCUACGCCUCCACCACCUCCGCCGCCCCAUCACCAGCAACAGCGUCCACCAACUAGAGCGCGGCCCCCGCCGCCCGUCAUGAGCCAACACCAGCCGCCUACGAUUGCGCCGCUACCGCCUCUCAGGACCACGCCGCCGCAGCCGCUGUCAUCAACGCCCAUCGCCGCCUUCACCGGGUUGGGUCAAACCAACACGGCACAAGGAUCCGUUGUUACCUUAGCCGUUCCAAGGCCCGAGAAUGAACGCUCCACUAAUGAGUACGUGGAGGCGCCGUUCCGGAGUUCGGGUGGUAGCCUGCAUCAGCAGCACCACGGCCCCGCAGGCGCCACCGGCCAUCUCCAUCUGCCCCCGGCCCCGACGCGGCCUCAUCGACUGCCCCUGCAUUCAGCCGCCCCUUUGGCUGUCCCCGCUGUCACCAAGCAGCCUGCCUCCGCCUCGUUUAGCAAAGAACCGCCCCACGGCAGUACGACGACGGGGGAGUGCGCCGCUAGACCCUCUAUCGUUUGUCCCGAGUGCGGUAGAUGCAGAUGCGAAUCGUGUCAACUGCCUCGACCCCUGCCGCAGCGGUGGUGCUGUCGCGACUCGUGCCUGGUGUCAGCGGACAGCGUCAUCGACUACGCGUCGUGCCUGUGCUGCGUUAAGGGGCUCUUCUACCAUUGCGGCGACGCGGACAGCGGCGGCGAGAGCUGUGCGGACGAACCGUGCGGCUGCGCCGGUGAACGCCGAGCCGCGCGCUGGGCCUGCAUGGGGGCGCUCGCGUGCGCGCUGCCCUGCCUCUGGCUCUACUGGCCGCUGCAGGGGUGCAAGCGCGCCGUCGAAACUUGCUACGCCAGGCAUUCCAGGACGGGCUGCAGAUGCCGCCGGCCGACCGUGUUACACACGCCGCAGAAGAGACUGUUGGACUCCAGUCCGGACUUUUAAUAAGCGAACUACUAGUGCGCAUGCGCCCUUAAAACGGGUGCGGCUACUCGCCGAUGCCGCGUAACCGUGUGGAGGAACUAACGACAACUAAAGCUGGGUUUACAUUCGACCGUGUGCUCGGGACACCCUGUUAUGCGCUCGAGUGUGAACUGGGCUUGAUGUGAGAUUCGCUCGAUGCUGUUGCUAAAUUAUUUAAUUAGUGUUUCGUUUGAAUUGAUCGAAAAGAGAUAUUGUAGCUCGCUACGUGAGUUUUUACUUUAGUUCAUGAAUAAAGAUAUCGAUUCAAAAAACCAAAUUGCAUCUUUUGGUUCCAGCAACAAAGCAUUGCGUAGCUUGGCGACAACGUCGAGCAUUCCAAAUCUCGCUCUGCGAUAGCCCCGUAAUUUUAGGUAUAGCAAGAAUAAAUCUUCGAAACCAGGUUAGUUUCGAUUACGUACUUUCAUGAAUAUGUAUAUUCAAUUUCAAUAUUAGAAUAACUGAAUGGGCAAAAUGAAGGUUUUCGAAGAUGAAACCUAGUAUUACGAUGCUAUAUUUCUUCCGCAUUACGCGAAAUAGACGAGAAUACGUGUACCUACUAUUUUAACUUUACUAUAUUAAUUUAUUUUUUGUAAAUAAGUGUAAUUUUUAACUGUUCAUAAUGAUGAUAUUCCGUGCUUCUCUACUGAUUCGCCCUCCUAAGCGCCACAUGCCGCUAGGCCCCUCUGCAGGUGGUAUUUUUUUAUAUUUUUGUGGUCCAAUUUACAAUUGACAAACGAAUUUCUCAGAGACGAAGUGACAUCUAAAUGAUUUUGAGUCAGUUUCUGGUCUGAUGUACGUUAUGGGAAAUGAACAUUAUCCAUUGAUACAUCCAAAUAAAACCGUUCAAUAAAGUUAUCGUAACUGAUAGGAACGGAAAAUUGUUUUGUAUUUCACUAUAAACAUAAAUUAUUGUUUUUCAUUCACUAAGUUGAAUCGUAAUUAAUGCAAAAAUUCCUGCAUCUAUUAGGAUAUUUUGCAACAUACUUACAUAAACAAUAUGAAUGGCGUUCAUAAAUAAGUGUCGUAGGAUAGAUAAAUGUUCAAAGUUUAGCGCUAAGUAGUGUUGAUGGGUGAUUGGAUAUUCAUUUCCCAUGAUUUCAACCACUGGUAAAUUGGCCUUUAAAGAAAUGGUUUGCGAAAUUUACAAAUUAUUCCUAUGGUACCAAAUAUAUUGAAUGCUUACAUGGAUUCCUCCGAUUCACUUCUUGGAUGGACCAAACUACGUCACAAAUGUAUACUGAGACGACUCAAACGCAGUGAGUGAUAUGCAGAAAAAAAUUGAACAUACCUCAAUUGAUAAUAAUUUGAGUGAAAAUUGCCUUAAAGAUAACGUAACUAACCAUAGGUAACUUUUGUACCAAAUUUACUUAAGUAUUCAGGUACACACCCUUCGUUUAUCAGCAUAGACUAAUUUCAGGCAAUUUAUAUACCUCCGUCUACCAGAUAAAUUAUUCAAUCUAUUCUGAAUUUAUAUACAUCAUAUAAAUUGUACAUGCUCAUUCAAUAAUGAAUUCUUGUACCCAUCAGAUUAUUAAGGUCAGAUAUAUUUCUACUAGGAAGGAGUUAUAGAAUGUUUUAUCAUCGCCCGCGUCUGCUUGAACCCCGUUAAAGAUUCUUCCCAAAUAUGUUCCCAAGGCAUUCUACUGGUAACUGUUAUAAUAAAGCAGCUCCAGCGAUGAGAUGUACCUAUCGUUAAUAUUGCACUCACGUGCGUGAGAGAGACAACACACAAAACUUUAUCCAUGUAUCGGAAUUAAACAUCCGGGGCGUGCCCCGGGUUGCUAGCUCGACGCGGUAAUUCACUAUGUUUUCAUAUCAGCUAAGCUGACUUUUUCAGAAAUAUAUUAAAGUAUUAAAUAAAUAUAUGGUAAUUAUUAAUGUUACAGGGAUUUUAAUAAAACAAUGUGCCCAUUCAAAAUAACAUAGCAAAUAUAUUUUCCUCAUAUCACUCUCUGUUUUGAACUUGUGUAUUCUUGCCAGUACUCUUUGUUGUGACGCUGUUGUUUUUCACUAUUUUUUUACGUUGGAGGGCGUCAUGUCAGUUUUCGUCGUGCGGGUCUCCAGUAUUAUCUAGUCCAGCGCUGAGAGCAAACAGUCACUUCGAAUUCGUCUAUCAUAGAAAUAAAUUGACAGACUACAAGGUUGGUAGACGUUAUUUCAACAGGUGUAAAUUUCAUCCCUCAGAAUAGUUAUGAACUUAUGGUCUGAUAGUGUUUAUGCACAAAGUAAUGACUCCGCGAGUUGCAUAUUAGUACCAGUGAUUCUAUUUUUAGUUUGUUGACAACGAAAUUUUCGGUUGUCACCAAUGGUUAGAUUUGUAGGUAACGGUAUUUUGAGAUAUGUUUCUACAGCCGUUGUCAUCAGACAUCUUUGUCGGAUAUUAAUUGUGGUUCUGCCAAUAAUUAUCAUGUGAAAAUUAUGUUUAAAUUCAUACUCUGUCUAUGAUAAAUGAUACGCGAGGUAAAACUAGUUGGUCAUACCAAAUUACUGAAAUUAUUAUCUCAAGUCAGAGGAAGUCUAGUAACGUUUGUAUACUUUUUUCACUCUUAAACUAUUAAUUUAGAAGACUGCAAUGGUUAAUAUUAUAUAUUAAUAAUUGAUAUACUUUAUAUAUCGUGAAUACAUUGGAUUGUUUCAAACUCGCUCGACUUCCCAGAUUCUUACUAUAUUCUAUAUUUGCAAGAAAAAAUAUCUGAUAACGAAAAUAGUCACAACAACAAAAGAAAAACUAUUUGAGUCAUUGGAUCUAGGUUUUUCAAAUCUUUGACAAAUAUCUGGAUGACAUUUGGUAGCGAAACGUCAAUUCUUUUCUAUUUGUUUCACGAACGGCUUACUCACACUCCAGACCUUAGACUGUUUAUUUUUUUUAUUGAGACGAAUUUAAAGUGACUCGACGUAUGUAUGGGAUCGAAUGAUUGAAUUUGCAUGUGUCUUAUCUACUCCUUCUGGAAUUAUUUGUCGCCCGCACAAUAUUUAUAAAUUAUUUAUUUUUAUUUAUAUACAUUAUAUUUCCUAUAUAGUCGAUUUUGUGUAUAGAAGUCAUGUUUAUAAGCUGAAAAUGAUAGAUAUGGGAUGUAAAUGUAAAGGAAUUGGAAGAAGUCGUUUAACAACUAGUUGGUGAAUCUAUGAACAACAUUUUUGUUUCCUGAAUGUGUCUAGUACUGAAAUUAGUAUUAUCAAUACUUGAAAAAUCAGAUGUUUUUUUAAUGGCACAAGAUUGUUAGAUUUACGUUAUAUUGUUGAACAAUUGGUUUCUAAUUAUUGGUGAGAUAUUUCCAGUAUCUUAAAUGUUAGCAUGAUUUUCUCCAUUCUUUUACAGACUGUGCUCGGUUUGCGGUACCUAUUCUUUUAUAAUUUGGAGGAUUCCAUUUAGGUGACAUAUAAUUUCAGUGGUUAGUAGAUAGCAUUUUAAAUAAAAAUGUUAGUACACUAUAUUUACGUAUACUACAACUUAAAAAACACUUACGCACGAAGUAUCUCAGGAUAUGCUUUCAUAGGUUUGCGUACUGGUUCGUCUUGGACUCGGACGUCUUCUGUUGUGAAAAUAGUACAUUGUAAUAAAAAAAGAACAUACGUUGUUGGCAUGUUUAUUUCUUUACCACUCAUUGUCUGUACAAGGGCUAAACAUGAAAAAAAAAUUAAAUUUCCCAUUAUCCAUAGCGUUUCAAGGUCAAAUAAUGUCAGACUUCGUAAAACAUUUGGAGAAAUAUUUCUUAUUGUUUAUAUAUAAUAUAUAAUGAACUGGUACGAUUUUGUUCAAUUUUCUUUAUGCACAUAUAUUUCGACUUAAUUUAAAAGAUACCUCAAAACAGCAAAUUAAUUAGAAUAACCAUUGAUAAUUUCAGGUACUUCGUGUGUAAAAUCUCAGAAACCACCUAACUUUAUUAGGGACUACGUAAAAGUAAGUCGUAAAUUUUAUAACGACAAACCACAACAGUCAAGGUGGCUUGCUUAGUUUGAUUACAGCGCAAAUUUAGAUAUUUACAAGUUAAAAACCACACGUAACUCUUGUUUACUGAAGAGUCUUCGUAAUUCUGUAAUGAAAUUAAGUGAGGCAUUUUGUAGAUAAACCGGUUUUCCCGAGAAUCGCAUACAAUGCCACAGGGCGACCAAAACGCUUAACCGGUUUGUCGUUCUAAAAUCGUAUUUUUUGUAAUAACGGAGGACAGUACUCUCAUUAUAUUGAGCGCCAAAAUGGCGCGCAAAGCUAUAUAGCAAUUGUAUACAUUGUACAUAUGAAAAACUGUAAUAUUAUUCUAUAAAGUUAAUAACAAAAGACUAUCAAUUUAAAA
Acanthoscelides obtectus is the source of this 5812-nucleotide messenger RNA. NCBI's taxonomy places the organism in Eukaryota, Metazoa, Arthropoda, Insecta, Coleoptera, Chrysomelidae. The record is from the annotation of a GenBank genome assembly.